AUGGACACCACCUACUUGACCUCCUCCGCUAACGAGGAGAACAGUACCCUGCAGGCAAUGGCCAGCAACCACAGUUUGGGAGAGCUGAGCUGGGAGGAGCUGGAAAAGCUGCUCUUCUUUUUCGCUAAGGAGCCGGUGGCCAUCAGCCUGACAGCACUCUACCUGCUCUCCUUUUCCGUGGGGCUAGCUGGCAACACCGCAUCCCUGUGGGUGUUGCUGGCAGGGGAGAAGCGCAGGGCAGGACGCUCCGGAACAGCUCCGGAAGGCCCCAGUCCCACUCGCCGCCUGCUGGCCAACCUGGCGGUGUGUGACCUGUUGGUGGUGUGCAUCUGCAUGCCCUUGACCGUGGGCAACGUGCUCUACAAGGCCUGGGUUUUCGGAGACUUCCUGUGUCGUGCCGCGCCUUUCUUGCAAGCGCUAACCGUGGCCGCGAGUGCCCUGAGCCUCACAGCCAUCAGUCUGCACCGAUACUACGGCGUCCGGCGGCCUCUGCGCGCCCGGGCCUCCUGUACCCGCGGUCGUGCACUGGCCACCAUCCUCUCCGUCUGGGCAGUUUCGGCCGCUAUCUGUCUGCCUUUGGCCUUUGCCAACCGGAGAGAUGAGAUCGAGUUGGUGGAGGGGCUGCCGCUGGCCUUCCCCAUUUGCCGCGAGGUGUGGCCUGGGGCGCGGCUGAAGCAGGCCUACAGUUGUCUCCUCUUCGGGUUGCUCUACUGCUUGCCGGUGUUGUUCAACCUGGCCUUGGGCUGGCUGACUGUGAAGAGACUCCAGGAUCCGCCAGGACCUUGGGCUCGACGUCCCCGGGAGGGUGAAGAGCCCUGGCCAACGCUGCCGGCCCUCCCUGCUUCCCGGCUGAAGGUGAGGCGGCGCGUGGCGCACAUGGUAAUGGCUCUGGUCGCCCUGUUCGCUGUCACUUGGCUGCCAAUCUAUCUGCUGGAUAUCUGGAUCGACUUCCACACGCCAGAUUGGUCCCAUGGGAAGCCUACCACAGCCUGGGUUCUGCAGCUGAGGCCUUUCGCCCAGUGGCUGGGCCUCACCAACUCCAGUCUCAACCCACUCUGCUAUUGCUUCGUGGGCAGCCUGGCCCGCACCGCCCGCCAAGUGAGACGCCGCUAUCGCCAGAGGCUCAGCUCUCUGUUCAGACCCUCCAUCAUCGAGGGAACUCCCUUGAGGGAAGGGGGCACCGAGACCAAAGGCAGAGAUGUGGCGCGCUCCCCCCGGGUUUCUGCGCAGGAGGCUACUAGCGAAAGAAAGGAGAAAGUUCCCUUCGGCCAUUUCCCACCUCUAAGCAAACCUUUGGACUAG
Molecule: messenger RNA, 1302 nt
Organism: Gracilinanus agilis (Agile Gracile Mouse Opossum)
Lineage: Eukaryota; Metazoa; Chordata; Mammalia; Didelphimorphia; Didelphidae
Product: QRFP-like peptide receptor
Exons: 1
Coding region: 1-1302 (433 amino acids)
Biological process (GO): neuropeptide signaling pathway
Cellular component (GO): membrane
Molecular function (GO): G protein-coupled receptor activity; peptide binding
Source: RefSeq, a predicted model, not a curated record